Molecule: messenger RNA, 1404 nt
Organism: Pichia membranifaciens NRRL Y-2026
Lineage: Eukaryota; Fungi; Ascomycota; Pichiomycetes; Pichiales; Pichiaceae
Exons: 1
Coding region: 1-1404 (467 amino acids)
Molecular function (GO): histone deacetylase activity
Source: RefSeq, a predicted model, not a curated record
AUGACACUGGCCUCAUGGAUGGAUGAGAGCAGCUCGUUUGCUCCAGACGCAAGAACUGCGAAGCAUACACCAUUUUUUGAACCUGUGGUAAAUUCUUUCAAUGACGGUGGAUACAGGCCAAAUGUCUCCUAUCACUAUAAUCCCAAUGUUUCGGCAUACCACUAUGGUGUACGACAUCCGAUGAAACCGUUUAGGUUGAUGCUCACAGACCAUUUGGUAAUAGGAUACAAGCUGCAUGAGCAAAUGGACCUCUAUGAAACGAGACGAGCUACUGAGGAGGAGCUGCUAAACUUCCAUUCAGCAGAUUAUAUAGAGUUUUUACAACGUAUCACUCCAGAGAACUCUACCAAGUUUGCAGAUGACUUGAAAAAAUUCAACAUUGGUGACGACUGUCCUGUGUUUGACGGUAUGUACGAUUAUUGUCAGUAUUAUGCAGGUGCCUCUUUGGAUGCAUCCAGAAAGUUGAUAUCCGGGAUGAGUGACAUUGCAAUCAACUGGUCUGGUGGGUUGCACCAUGCUAAAAAGUACGAGCCUAGUGGAUUUUGUUAUGUCAACGAUAUAGUGAUGGCAAUUCUCAACCUUCUACGAGUUCAUUCAAGAAUCUUGUACAUAGAUAUAGAUUUGCACCAUGGUGACGGUGUCCAAGAGGCAUUCUAUCUGACGGAUAGAGUGAUGACAGUUUCCUUCCACAAAUACAACGGAGAGUUUUUCCCGGGAACAGGUAAUUAUGAUGAGGUUGGUGUCGGCAAAGGUAAGCAUUUUGCUCUCAAUGUUCCAUUACAAGACGGUAUUGAUGAUGAGUCCUACGUGAGACUAUUCAAAUCUGUCAUUGAACCUGUGAUAGCGAAGUUCAGACCAACUGCAAUCAUACAGCAAUGUGGUGCAGACUCCCUUGGUUGUGACCGUUUGGGCUGCUUUAAUUUGAAUAUCAAAGCUCACGGUGAAUGUGUCAAAUAUGUUAAAAGUUUCGGUGUACCCAUGCUCUGUCUAGGUGGUGGUGGAUAUACGCCUAGAAAUGUGAGCAGACUUUGGUGUUACGAGACAAGUGUUUUGGCAAAUGUGGAAUUGAAUUCGAAGCUACCAGACUCUUUACCGUUUAGAUCGUGGUUUCAACCUGAUUACUCGCUACAUCCUAAUUUGGGUGAUCGGUUUGAGAACAAAAACACAAAAAAGUACUUGGACAACCUGAGAGUUCAGCUCUUGGAAAACCUCCGAUAUUUGAAUCAAGCACCGUCAGUUCAGAUGCAAGAAAUACCUCCCGAUCUACAAAAUAUAACCGAUGAUAAAGAAGCUCAAUUAGUAGACAGAAUAAAACGUGAGAGUGAGAUCGAUAAAUACAAGGAUGCAGAGAGGUACUACGUGAACAAGAAAGAUGAAAGUAGACGUGGUGAGCUGCUGGAUUAG